ACUUGAUUGGUCCGAGACGGAAAAGGUACGAAGUUUACAUCGAUUCAUCAAUCAUCUACGUCGGCAAUAUUGCAAUGUUGGAUUUUGCUAUUUUUGCCGUGACAUUUGUUGGAGGACUAAUAGCAGUUGUAAUUUAUCUCUAUCCAGGAUCAUCCAAGCCAAGUUCAAUCCCUGGUCCAGAUCCCACUACAAAAGAAGAUGGUAAUUUAGCAGACAUUAGUAGGGCUGGGAGUCUCCAUGAGUACCUAUUGGAUAUUCACAAGCAGUAUGGACCUAUUGCAUCAUUUUGGAUGGGACAGCAGUUUGUGGCAAGUAUUGCCUCAGCUGAUCUAUUUAAAGAACACCAGAAUGUAUUUGACAGACCUCCUGAGUUAUUCAAGCUGUUUGAAAUUCUGAUUGGACCAAAAAGUAUACAGUAUGCAAAUAAGCAAGAUGGCAGAACAAGGAGAAAGAAUUAUGAGGUGGCAUUGACUCAUGAUGCUAUCAAAAAGUACUAUGAAACGUUUCAAAUUAUAGCCAAUGACCUAUCCAAGAAAUUCUCGUCACUUGUGAAGGAAGAACACAUAGCGCUCAGUCAGUACAUGAGUGCAUAUGCACUUAAAGUUGUGUUGUUAACUUUAAUGGGUGACACAUUUAAGGAUGAUAAAGAAGUUUUAGAAUUCAGAAGAUUGUAUGAUAUUGCUUGGGUGGAAACAGAAAAACAAUUAACAGAUGUGCCGGAACCAGACAGUCAACGCAUGAAAACAUUUAAGGAUGCAAAAGACAAGCUGUAUAAAAUAAUAAAAAGAACGUUGGACCAUAGGAAGAAGAAUCCCGCCAAGAAGGGAGAAUUACUUAUGAUUGACAUCCUCAUAGAAAAUUGCCAGGAUGAAGAUACUUUACUCUCAGAAACUUUUACUUUUAUUAUUGGUGGAUUUCAUACUACAGGAAAUCUACUGACCUGGUGUUUUUACUUCCUUGCCACACAUCAAGAUAUCCAAGAUAAAGUUUACAAAGAGAUUAAGAGUGUCCUUGGAAAUGAUGAAGUUGAUCACUCCAAUAUCAAUGAUUUAAAGUAUUUACGACAAGUUAUAGAUGAGACCCUAAGAUGUGCAGUCAUUGCCCCUUGGGCAGCAAGAUUCCAGGAUUUUGACUCUGAAUUAGGAGGACACAAAAUACCUAAAAAUACUCCUGUAAUUCAUGCUCUUGGUGUGACACAGCAGGAUGAGACUGUAUGGCCAGUACCCAACAGAUUUGAUCCUGAUAGAUUUAAUGAAGAGAACAGUAAGAAGAGACAAAGUUUAGCUUUCCAACCUUUUGGAUUUGCUGGGAAAAGGAUUUGUCCUGGAUAUAGAUUUGCCUAUGCUGAAGCUUCUGUCUGCUUCGUGUCCUUACUUAGAAAGUUCAAGUUCAAUAUGGUGGAGGGUCAAGUAAUUACUCCUGUGCAUGGUCUUGUAACAUAUCCUAGUGAAGAAGUGUGGAUAACCAUUGACAAAAGAUAAAAUAAAUUAUAGAAAAACUUCUAGCAUCUUGUUUAGGAUUAUUAUCCUAAAUAUUAUUGUUCAACCAAGCUUUUGCAUAGUUUCCAUAUCGACUGUGGGAUUUGCCACACAAGGCUUUUUGCUGUUAGAAUACAUUUGGCAAGGGUAGAAUAGGAAAUAAAGUGUUUAUACCAUCAGAUAGUUGAAAUAUUUGUAGCAUGGGCCAAAUAGGUUUUUGUUAUUUUUUAUUUUGAGCACUUUUUAGCAACCAAUUUAUGAAAUGAAAAAAAACAGGAAAAACUAGAUUUUCAAUAUCAUAAUUCCAUAUCUCUCAAUACAUAUAUAUAUAGUGGUUUGAAAAUUUUUAAUUUAUUAGAAAUAUUUAAUUUAAUUACAUUGAGUUAUUGAAUUGUAAUACAUUUUUCAAAUUAGUGUGUGUGAGAUUUUGAGGUAGGUUGGCUAUGUUUCUACAGAUUUUUUUUUAUCUGGCUUAGAGAAAGUCAGAAAUGCAGUACUAACACAAGUGAAAUUCCAUUUCAAGUAGGAUUGUGACAAAGUUGUAUAUUUGUGGUAAUUUGUGACAGUUGAUCUGAUCAUGAUCACAUCAACAAAACUUGAAAAAAAGAUGACUUUAUAAUAAGAUUAAGAACCAUUUAUUAUAUCAAAUUCAGUAUUUUGAGAUGGUUCAUUUAGUUUUUGAAUUGUGUUAUUUUGGUUAUUUUAAGUCUAGUUACAUUGUUUUUAUUAACAAUCUAAUCAUUAUAUGGUUUAAAACAAAAGCAUCAAACUGACUGUGAAAUAACAGAAGGCAUUAUCAAUUUUGUUUUUGUUAUGUUUACACAAAGCUAACAGUAUUCUCGAACGACUGGUUCAUAUUGUUAUUCUGUACCUAAUUUGUCUUUUAAUGUUUUAAAAAUCAUAAGCAUUUAGCCUUUAGAAAAUCUUAUAUGCAUUGCACAUAAUAUAUAAACAUAUGGUUGUGUCAAUUGACAAAACAUUCAACUAAAAAGAUAUAGACAUUAUAUUACUUUAGCAAAACAUUAUAUAUACACAUAUACCUUAUGGAAAUAUUUGAUUUUAUAAACAUUACAUGAGAUGCUGCAUACAAAUCACCACAAAUGCAUUUUUACAACUCAGUUUUGAAAAAAAAAAUUCUAUGUAUACAAAUGUUAACACAAUUAGUGAUUGCCUUAUUGUGUAAUAAAAUAUAAGUAGAUCACAAAUGUCUUGCAUUUCUUUGUCUAACAAGUCAAAACAGGAAUAUCAUAGAGAAUGUUACUUUAUACAGAUAUUUAUAACAAUAAAGGCAGAAUUCAGGUUCUUGAUA
Messenger RNA from Mytilus trossulus (common blue mussel), 2787 nucleotides. Its product is annotated as cytochrome P450 20A1-like. The transcript is spliced from 11 exons. Gene Ontology annotation, molecular function: monooxygenase activity; heme binding; oxidoreductase activity, acting on paired donors, with incorporation or reduction of molecular oxygen. Bases 75 to 1481 code for a protein of 468 amino acids. Lineage: Eukaryota; Metazoa; Mollusca; Bivalvia; Mytilida; Mytilidae. The record is from RefSeq and is a predicted model, not a curated record. Gene Ontology annotation, cellular component: membrane.